Taeniopygia guttata (zebra finch) is the source of this 1060-nucleotide messenger RNA. It is a transcript of the gene ANAPC13, whose product is annotated as anaphase promoting complex subunit 13. The record is from RefSeq and is marked provisional. NCBI's taxonomy places the organism in Eukaryota, Metazoa, Chordata, Aves, Passeriformes, Estrildidae. Gene Ontology annotation, biological process: protein K11-linked ubiquitination. Gene Ontology annotation, cellular component: anaphase-promoting complex.
GAUUUAGCUGCUCUCGCCCGCUGUGACGAUGGACAGCGAGGUGCAGAGGGAUGGCAGGAUCCUGGAUCUGAUCGAUGAUGCGUGGAGGGAAGAUAAAUUGCCUUACGAGGACGUGGCCAUCCCUCUGAAUGAGCUCCCUGAACCAGAGCAAGACAACGGUGGCACCACUGAGUCUGUGAAAGAGCAAGAAAUGAAGUGGACAGAUUUGGCUCUCCAGUAUCUCCAUGAAAACGUUCCACCCACAGGAAAUUAGUGAAUCAGUGGGAUUUCAUACAGUGGAUGCAUGAAUGCAACAUAAAAAUAUUUUUUUGGCUGACCAUUGCUGUCAUAAGCUGCCCUAAGGAGGAAACAGUAUUCUGGAAAUUUUCAGAUUCCAACAGUGGUUCUGCUCACAAUGCUUCUUUAAAAUGCUUCUUUCUUGAAUGUGAAAUAGCAGAGGCUCUGACAUCUCAGAGCCAAGUGCAAAAUGUUUCAUGCUUAUAAGAUUAUUUCAUGUUUUCUGUUAAAUUGUUCUUAAGUUGGUGCCAAUUCUGAUCUUAAAUGUUUUCUACACAUGAUUAAAAAGUUUUUACUGUCUCAAAUUGCAAUUGAUUUCAAAGCUCUCAGUGGGAUUAUUGUCUAGAGUUCAGUGUACAAAACCCAAAUAGCUGUGAGUUGUUGCCAUCUUUAACAAGUUUGUGGAUGUGUGGGGCAGAUGUGAAAGGUUGGUCAGCAGAAUCAAGAGUGGGGAGUAGCCUGUAAGCACUCGAAUUCCUGCUCUCAGGAUCUGAUGGUGGUGGUGGACAGCAUUUCCAAUGCUGACAUCCUGGGAAUGUUUGCCAGUGUGUACAGUGAACAGAUAGUCUAAUUUAUGCUGAAAUGGUGGUUACUCAAAAUCAUGGUCUUCCAAGGGAUGGUUGAGAGUUCCAAGGAAGAACCUGCCAGUCCUAGUGUAGGGCCUCUUGAUGUGUGAGCCACUCGGAUGAGCAACCUCAGAUGGGAAAUGAAAAUCAAAAAAACGUGAUGGGGAAAAUAAAUGAGUAGGGUUUAGCUUCAGGCAACAAAUUGUUAGCUCUUUUUG